AUGGAGAUGGAGCGGUACCUCGGGGACACGACCACGACGCCCAACAUCACAAACUGCACGGGACCCCCGACCAGCAGCCUCCAGGCGGCGAGGUUCACGGACAGGAUGGCGGUGGUGGUGGUCGUGCUCGGCCUCCUCACCCUCCUCACCGCGCUGAUCAACAUCGCCGUCAUCGCUGCCAUCUGCACCACCAAGAAGCUCCACCUGCCCGCCAACUACCUCAUCUGCUCCCUGGCCGUCACUGACUUCCUGGUGGCGAUCCUGGUGAUGCCGAUCAGCAUCCUUUACAUCACCAUGGAGACGUGGACGCUGGGCCAGGUGGUGUGUGAGGCCUGGCUGAGCAUCGACAUGACCUGCUGCACCUGCUCCAUCCUGCACUUGUGCGUCAUCGCGCUGGACCGCUACUGGGCCAUCACCAAAGCUAUCGAGUACGCCCGUAAGAGGUCGGCCAGGCGGGCGGCUGUCAUGGUCGGGAUCGUCUGGGUCAUCUCCAUUUUCAUCUCCAUGCCGCCUUUAUUCUGGAGGCAGAGGCCCGGCAGCGGCGUCAAGAAAUGCAUCAUCGAGCACGACCACCUGGGCUACACCAUAUAUUCAACUUUUGGGGCCUUUUACAUCCCUAUGAUCGUCAUCCUUAUCUUAUAUUACAGGAUUUACCACGCUGCCAAGACUCUAUACCAGAAACGAGGCUCCUCUCGGCACCUCAGCAGCCGGAGCAUGGGCAGCCAGAACUCUAUGGACCACUGCCGCGUGUCCCACACAUACUGCGUGUCAGACUUGUCCAACUCAGAUCCCACCCUGGCCAUCGAAAAGCUCAACGUCACCAUCCGCGUCCCGUCCUUCGAGACAGACAUGGACGGGCCCGAUGAGAAAAACCAGAUAUGCACCUCCCGUGAGAGGAAGGCGGCGCGAAUCCUCGGCCUCAUCCUCGGGGCUUUCAUCAUCUGCUGGCUGCCUUUCUUUAUAAAGGAGCUCUUGGUGGGUUUACGGGUGUUACAGCCUUCCCCGUUUGUCUCUGAUCUCCUGACGUGGCUCGGGUACAUCAACUCUCUCAUCAACCCCUUGCUGUACACCAGCUUCAAUGACGACUUCAAGCUGGCUUUUAAGAAACUGCUCAGACGGAAGGAGCAUGCGUAG
Molecule: messenger RNA, 1134 nt
Organism: Myripristis murdjan (pinecone soldierfish)
Lineage: Eukaryota; Metazoa; Chordata; Actinopteri; Holocentriformes; Holocentridae
Gene: htr1e
Product: 5-hydroxytryptamine receptor 1E
Exons: 1
Coding region: 1-1134 (377 amino acids)
Biological process (GO): adenylate cyclase-activating adrenergic receptor signaling pathway; positive regulation of MAPK cascade
Cellular component (GO): plasma membrane
Molecular function (GO): G protein-coupled receptor activity
Source: RefSeq, a predicted model, not a curated record